AUGGGAACAGACUGUCGACGACGCCUUUUCAAUCCAUCGCGUGGAAGCGACUGGGAAGAUAGGAAGGAAAUUCUGUAUGACCUUUACAUGUUGAAGAACUUGAGCCUUGGAAAGGUAGUUGAAGAGAUGUCAAACGUUCAUUCAUUCAGGGCUAGCGAGAGAAUGUACAAGCGCAGGUUUAUGAAAUGGGAGUGGUUCAAAUACCGCACGAAAAGAUUUCAAGCAACGUCCUCGAAACCUGGGAGUAAAGUUGAGAGAUGUAAAGGAAAGACGACACGGCGAACGAGGAGACACAGACAAAAACGAGAUACUCUUGAAAAAUUCGAUAUGCACAGAGGAAGCUCAGGUUUACCAGAUGACCCGCUUAAGGUCUCCCGGGUCUCUUUGAGGCACAUGGGAUGCGAGAACCAGCCUUGGACUUCAUUGCUUUCCACUGCUCCGGUCUCAAGAUGGGAUUUGCCCCGAAGGAUAACAGAAUGGACUGCAAAUUCAGAAAAGAGCCUUCACGCAAUGUCUCAUUCUCUCGAUGAGCCCGCACCAACGGCAAAUUCGAUAUGUCUUUCAACCGCUGACGAUCAUUCCGAUGUAGUGGUCCCUUCCACUUCGAGACAAGAUAAUAUCAUGAACCCUGCCAGUUUGUUGCUAAUGGGAAUCUGCGUUAACUCGGUUCCCAUUCUGUCAGGACGAGGGACAAAGCUUCAAAACCUCGACGAUUUGACUUCAGUAUCCGCGAAUGAGGGUUUGCAAAACCUCACAGUCGCCAAUUACGACGUCAAAAACCUCAUUGGGUCUCAGGCGCUCGCAACAACCAUUUCAGCGUCUAUCAGCCCCUGCUCCGCUGGACUUACCUUGAGAUUAUCCCCAAAGAUAAAGAUGUUCGUGUGCACCACACAAGUGUAUCCGAGGGAAGCUGCCUAUUCAGGUUGCAGGGGAGUGAAAACGUUCUUUAGCAUGGACAAUCAACUCGGAUACAAGAAGAACUUGCAGCAGAAUGAGCGUCGGCCAUUGCCGCUUCAGACAUAUCAAAUCACAUCAUAUAUGGAUGCAGGGAGUUUCACUGAUGUCGAUGAUCUCACAGAGAGUCUGGAUAAAGCUCAUGAGUAG
Molecule: messenger RNA, 1104 nt
Organism: Colletotrichum paranaense
Lineage: Eukaryota; Fungi; Ascomycota; Sordariomycetes; Glomerellales; Glomerellaceae
Exons: 2
Coding region: 1-1104 (367 amino acids)
Source: RefSeq, a predicted model, not a curated record